Messenger RNA from Ostertagia ostertagi, 939 nucleotides. NCBI's taxonomy places the organism in Eukaryota, Metazoa, Nematoda, Chromadorea, Rhabditida, Trichostrongylidae. The record is from the annotation of a GenBank genome assembly.
AUUCCAAAUAUCGACCAUGGCUACUUGGAAGCCCUUAUCCGUGGAUUCAAAACAGGACUUCUUUCACAAAGUGACUACGCAAACCUCGUCCAAUGUGAAACUCUAGAAGACCUGAAGUUACAUAUACAGUCUACUGAUUACGGCAACUUCCUUGCAAAUGAACCUGGAUCGAUCACUGUGCAAGUGAUUGACGAACGACUGAAGGAGAAACUUGUUACCGAGUUCACUCACUUGAGAAACAACGCUCUCGAGCCUCUUGCAACGUUCUUGGAUUAUAUCACAUACUCGUACAUGAUUGAUAACAUUAUUCUUCUCAUCACUGGUACCCUUCAUCAACGUCCUAUUUCCGAGCUCAUCAGCAAGUGUCACCCUCUUGGGUCUUUCGAACAGAUGGAAGCCAUUCAUAUAGCUUCAACUCCUGCUGAACUGUACAACGCCGUCCUUGUCGACACUCCUCUUGCUAACUACUUUGUUGACUGCAUUAACGAGCAAGAUCUGGACGAGAUGAACGUGGAACUGAUCAGAAAUACUUUAUACAAAGCAUAUAUCGAGGACUUUUAUAAAUUCUGCAAACAAUUGGGAGGUACUACUGCUGAAGUUAUGUGUGAAAUUCUUGCUUUUGAAGCGGAUCGCAGAUCCAUUAUUAUCACGAUCAACUCCUUUGACACAGAAUUGAGCAAAGAUGAUCGUGAGAAACUAUACCCCAGAUGCGGCAAAUUGUACCCAGAAGGGCUUUCUGGUCUUGCUCGAGCCGAUGACUAUGAUCAGGUGAAGCAAGUAUGCGAAUAUUAUGCCGACUAUAAGCCUUUAUUCGAAGGCACUGGUAAUUCCUCUGGUGAGAAAACUCUUGAGGACAAAUUCUUCGAACAUGAGGUUGGUGUGAACCUUUUCAGCUCGAACUUAUUUCAAACUAGGAGUGGCAAAUUUAUGAUUGAUUGA